AUGACCCUUAAGGGUGGAACCACACAGGCCUGCGCUGCAUGCAAAUUUCAGAGAAGAAAGUGCACUCCUGAGUGUCUUCUUGCACCAUACUUCCCUGCAGACCAACCAAAAGUGUUCCUUAAUGUCCACAAGCUAUUUGGGGUGAGCAACAUUGUGAAAAUAUUAAAGGACGUGGAUCCUAGUCAGAAGAAGAAUGCUAUGGAGUCCAUCAUCGUUCAAGCUAGUUAUCGCGAUAAGUACCCGGUUCGUGGUUGCGUGGAAGAAAUUUGCAGGCUGCAAAACCAAAUUUGGCUGCACGAAGAAGAGCUUCAUGCUGUGUAUCAGCAGCUUGAGAUGUGCAGGCAACACCAACAGCAGCAGCACCAAGGGAUUCAUCACGUUGUUCCUGAUGAUCUUGCAUCACAGUUAGAGUUGGGAAUGGCGCCACGCGCUGCCAACAAUGCUCUUCCGCUGUUUAAUCACGCGCCACAGCCCCAGCAGCAGCAGCAACAGGUUUACAAUACUUCUGUGGCUGCUUUGCCUGUGUCACAGCAACAUUCAUAUUCCAACAGCAACAGUGUGGAUUAUAACUCCCUUUACAUUGAAUCCAAGGAAAACAACAAUAAUGGAACAAAUCCUUUGUGGGUACCUUAUGCAAAUAACAAUGGAAGUCCCAUAGCAAUGCAGUCUCAGAUGGUUACCUCACAGGCACUAUCCAUGCACCAAGAAGCUGCUGGGGAUUAUGAUGAGAUGCAUCCAUUUUUCGAAACGAUUGAUGAUAGGCAAUCAUAUAUUUAUUCCAAGGAGGCUUAUGAAUCAAGCUCAGAAGAAUCACUGAAAGAUUCAAGAAAGUGCACCGAGCACGUUGCUGAGAAUGAAUUGAAGAGUGCUGCCGCAUGCUUCAGCCUUACCAGUGUCAACUAA
Arachis stenosperma is the source of this 903-nucleotide messenger RNA. RefSeq names its product LOB domain-containing protein 27-like. The transcript is spliced from 2 exons. NCBI's taxonomy places the organism in Eukaryota, Viridiplantae, Streptophyta, Magnoliopsida, Fabales, Fabaceae. The record is from RefSeq and is a predicted model, not a curated record. The coding region runs from base 1 to 903 and encodes 300 amino acids.